This is a messenger RNA of Microthlaspi erraticum, 396 nucleotides long. NCBI's taxonomy places the organism in Eukaryota, Viridiplantae, Streptophyta, Magnoliopsida, Brassicales, Brassicaceae. The record is from the annotation of a GenBank genome assembly.
AUGGACUCCUACAACAGUUCGAGCGAGCCAGCUCCACCAAGGCCAAGGAGCCACACCACUUCGAGGAAGAAGAGAAGAGGAAAGGAGCCGCAAGCUCGAUCGAGUGAGGAAGUCGAGUGGAGUGCUCCUGAUGGCCGUCUCCAUCUCCAGACCACGACCUUGCCUCCCAGUUCUUUGGGGGGCACUGAGGCUAAGUUUGGGGGUGCCAACUCGAGCUCGAUCGAGUUGGGUGUAAAAACCAGAAAAGUGGUCUUUUGGAGCAUUCUGGAGCAUAUGGGACGUGAGGAGCAUGGAGGACUUGGCAUGGACGCAGCUCAACUGGACACGCAAAGGAAGAAGGAGGAAGUCAUCUUGAAGUCGAGCUCGACCGGCCAAGCUUCAACUCGAUCGAGCUGA